GAGAUCAGACUGAGAAGCACCGGCCGGUCCUCCUCGCAUGCCUUGCACUCGAACAGAACUGUCCAGUUAUCGCCAGACACGGCGUAGUCCCAGGUUUGUCUGAGCCCAUCAAUAUUGAGUACCCAGUUGAAGCGGACUAUGUUGAGCCGCGCCUCUUCAGGCGAAGAUGCCUUCGGGCCCUCGUCAUCGGCGUCGUCCUGCCUGAGCCGCCGGCUCCUCCCAGCCGCUCUGCGCCUGUGUGUGCGAUGGCGAUGCCGACGAGACAAGCAGACUGAAAAGACACAAGGGCAGCAGUCACAUGCAAAGCAAAAGAGGUGAAGGGUGCGUGUGAAACACUGUCAUGCGUCUGCUCAUCUGACUCACCCGCAAGAUGACAAGCAAACACGACCAGGAUGAAGAUGCUUCCCAGUCUCAU
Molecule: messenger RNA, 415 nt
Organism: Vitrella brassicaformis
Lineage: Eukaryota; Vitrellaceae
Source: the annotation of a GenBank genome assembly